Messenger RNA from Amphibalanus amphitrite, 1744 nucleotides. RefSeq names its product enoyl-CoA hydratase, mitochondrial-like. Lineage: Eukaryota; Metazoa; Arthropoda; Thecostraca; Balanomorpha; Balanidae. The record is from RefSeq and is a predicted model, not a curated record. The transcript has 7 exons. Gene Ontology annotation, biological process: fatty acid beta-oxidation. The coding region runs from base 854 to 1636 and encodes 260 amino acids. Gene Ontology annotation, cellular component: mitochondrion. Gene Ontology annotation, molecular function: enoyl-CoA hydratase activity.
GACUGUAAACGCAUCCGUUCACGAACGUGGAAUAUGUUACAGCGCUUCCCAGCCGAAAUCCGGUGCCAAAAAGACGAUACCGGAAGAAGAUGCUUUGUUCCGUCGUGCAAAACGCUGCAACAUGGCAUCUAGGGACGAGGAGUGCAUGAAUGUGAAGCUUCAGGGUACGCUAGGAACUGCGCUUCAAUAUAGCGUAAGGUAUGAGCUAUUUCGUUUGACGAGUAUUUUCAUGCGCUGCUGGAUUAUGAAUAUCUCAUCAGACAAAAUUACCUUUAAACGUACACGCAUGAGCACUGAACAGAGGCUGGGGCAGAGGCAUAAAUGCAGGCAACAGCCUCGUGUACUGAAACAAUUUCACACUCAUUAGCAGUUAAAAAGAAGAUGCAUAUAAUUUUCACAUAUUGUAACAGUCUGACAACAAAGCGAGAUGUAUAAUGACGUAAAAAACGAAUGAUGCUAUUGAGCAUUGACCAGCUAAAUCUUCAAGAUGUAUAGAGUGAUAUGAUAGCGCUGUAGCACCUCAGACGCUUCCAAUUAUUGACAGCUGUCGAAACAAAUGUGACAUCAUUAUUCAUUAUCAUCGUCCAUUAUCAUGUCUCGGCAUACCAGCUGUCGAGGCUGUGAGCGGGCAAAUGGUGGAUGAUCGGUUCAGUUGACCUCCGAGAGUCACAGAGUUCUGAGUGUCCCGAGUGGCGGAGUGGCGGAGUGGCGGAGUGUUCAGAGUGUCAGAGUGUUGGGGUGUUCGGAGUGUCACAGCGGGAACAGUGGGAGCACUGGGAGACUUACUUGUUGGGUUAGGGCGCGCGCAUAAGCACAGGGAGACGCCGAAUCUGCUGGGAGGAGCGCAUAUAUCAUGGGAUCAGAACCGGAGCAGCUGGUCCUACUGGAGCGACGGGGUUCUACCGCCCUCUUGACCCUGAACCGACCCGCCGCCAAAAAUGCCCUCUGCGACCGGCUCAUGAGCCAGCUGGCCUCGCUGCUGGAUGACCUUGAGGCUGACCCCGAGGUCAAGGUCAUUGUCAUCACCGGACAGAGAGGGGUCUUCGCUGCCGGAGCUGACGUGAAGGAGAUGCUGCCUCGCCGGUUCCCCGCAGUGCUACAUGAGGAGUUUCUGAAGGACUGGAGUCGGCUGAAUCGCUGUCAGAAACCCACCCUAGCCGCCGUCAGCGGAUACGCCCUGGGCGGGGGCUGCGAGCUGGCUAUGAUGUGUGACGUCAUAUAUGCCGACGAAGCUGCCAUAUUUGGUCAGCCAGAGCUGCUGCUGGGAACCAUGCCGGGCGCUGGGGGGACCCAGAGACUUUGCCGAGCGGUGGGUAAAGCUGUCACCAUGGAAAUGUGCCUCGCUGGAAGAAAACUCACCGCAACAGAAGCCCUGCAGGCAGGCCUGAUAAGCCGUGUGGUUCCCGCCGAAAUUCUGUUAGAAGAGGCCCUGAAGACGGCGGAGAAAAUCGCUCAGCUCUCAUCCACUGCUGUUAUACUCUGUAAACGGGCGGUGAAUGCAGCCCACGAGAUGUCUCUUUCUGCCGGGCUUCAAUACGAACGAGACCUCUUCUACAGCACUUUCGCAACCGAAGAUCGAAAGACUGGAAUGGAUGCCUUUGUUCACAAGAAAAACCCGACUUUCUCGGGAAAAUGAUACUCGAUAUUUAGAUCAUGUGCGUAGUGCUCAUUGCUGCUAUGUUGAGUUCAAUAUGUGUGCAAUUUUGUUACGUCUUUCCGGAAAAAAAUAAAUAUUUAUCACGUA